GCCCGGAGGAGCGCCUAUCUGAAGUCCAACACCCGUCCAGGCACCGGCUCUCCGCCGCUCGAAGCUUCUCUCUUCUCACCGGAAUCUCGAGAGCACAGCGCCGCCCCGACGACGAGAUCCCUCACCGGCGCCGCCGCCGCCGCGGCCAGGAGGCCGAGGGGCCAUGACGACCAUCCGCCGGUUCUGCUGCGACGACCUCCUCCGCUUCUCCUCCGUCAACCUCGACCACCUCACCGAGACCUUCAACAUGUCCUUCUACAUGACGUACAUGGCUCGCUGGCCCGACUACUUCCACGCCGCCGUCAGCCCCGGGGACCGCGUCAUGGGAUACAUCAUGGGUAAGGUUGAAGGACAAGGUGAAUCUUGGCAUGGACAUGUUACAGCAGUGUCUGUUGCCACAGAAUUUCGGAGGCAGAAGCUAGCCAAAAAACUUAUGAACCUUUUGGAGGAAAUCAGUGACAAGAUGGAUAAGGCCUACUUUGUGGAUCUCUUCGUAAGAGCAUCUAACAUGCCAGCAAUAAGGAUGUAUGAAAAGCUUGGCUAUGUGGUUUAUCGAAGGGUGCUCCGCUAUUACUCAGGGGAAGAAGAUGGCCUUGAUAUGAGGAAAGCUUUGUCACAAGACGUUGAAAAGAAGUCCAUCAUACCACUGAAGAGACCAAUAACACCGGAUGAACUUGAAUAUGAUUGAAGUUAACUUCUAGUUACUUCCAGUGUUUUGUUUGCUGUUAACUUCUAUGGUGAUUUGCCAAGUGUCUUUUGUCUCCAGUAGUAUCAUCUAGUGAUCGUGCUGUUUUCUUUUCUGCAUCCUGAUAAGAUUCAACAUAACUCUGAAGGUGAUUCUAUCGUUUUGGAAUGGAAUGCAGCACUUAGUAAGUAGUCUAUCUUGGAAUGAGGUGCUAUCUUGUAACCAUACCGUUAUUUUCUUGUAUCGAGGAGUUCCACGUCUGUAUCAUUAGCC
Molecule: messenger RNA, 958 nt
Organism: Oryza sativa Japonica Group (Japanese rice)
Lineage: Eukaryota; Viridiplantae; Streptophyta; Magnoliopsida; Poales; Poaceae
Product: N-terminal acetyltransferase B complex catalytic subunit NAA20
Biological process (GO): N-terminal peptidyl-methionine acetylation
Cellular component (GO): NatB complex
Molecular function (GO): protein-N-terminal amino-acid acetyltransferase activity
Source: RefSeq, a predicted model, not a curated record